AGGGGUGCAGGGGCUCUGCUGGGGAAUGGGGAAGCUGAGGCACGGAGCCUUGCUGGGAGCCGGGGGACCCAGGCAUCCUGCAGGGUCUCAGGUUUUAGGGGGGGGGACUUGGAGGGGCAGGAAACCUUUUGCUUAUAUAACUGACACCCCCCCACACACGUCCCCCCCAUUGCCAGCCCGGCCGAUGCCAGUUCCCAGAUUAGCUGUUCCUGUCGGCCGGAUCCUGCUGUCCCUGGGCCACCGCCAGUCCCUGUCCCCUCCCUGGCCCCUCCCAGUCCCAUCCCCAUCCCCACGUGGCACCUUUGUCCUCCUCCAGCUCCAGCACUCAUGGGAUUCGGGAUCUUUCAUCCCCCCAGCCCCAUAAGCGGGUCUCAUCUCAUCCUGCCCCUUAUCUCAGGGUGCUGGACACACUGGGUGCACUGGGAAUGGGCAGGGUUGGUGGUGCUGGGCUGAGUCCCAGCGUGCUCAGCUCACUGAUGAUGGAGGCAUUAGGAAGAUCCCUGUCCCCAUCCCAUUCCCAGCCCGAUCUGCUCCUCAUCCCAAUCCCCGUUCCCAUCCCUUUCCACCUUCAGCCCCAUCCCCAUUCCUUCCUACCCCCAUCCCACGGGACAUUCCCGUGGGACACUGAGGGGCAGCUGUGGUGUUGGGGCAGCACAUGGUGGGGGCUUCAAGGCCAGGACACCCACAUCUCGGGGCAGGGAGGGGGGAAAGCUCCAGGAUACAGGGACUGGAGCCGGGAUCCCUGGAUCCUGCCCCCCCCCAACAAGCUCGGGAAGGGCAGAGGAGCCGGAUCCGGCAGCGCCGGCGCUCGAGCCGCGUCCCCCGGCCCCGGGGCGCUGGCGCUAACCUGGUUAUCUAGGAUGGAUGGUGGCACCGGCCUCGGCGCCAUCUCUCACCACGGGGACAUCGUGGCUCCCCGCGGCCACCCCCCAACCCCCCCCCGUGUCCCUCCUGCUGAUAUAAGGCGGGUUUGGGGGGGCCGGGCCAGCGCCGGCGCCGCAGCCCCUCGCCAUGAGCAGCUUGGCCGCCCUCCGGGAGGGCUACGAGCACUUCGACCCCCGCGCCUACCUGCAGAACAACUACCUGCCCCCCCGGGCUGACUUCUCCUCCGAGGAGUUCGUGGUGCCCUGGAAGCUGCGCUGCCUGGCAGAGACCUUUGCCACUGGUGAGAUCCAUGGGCACACGCUGAUCGACGUGGGCUCGGGCCCCACCAUCUACCAGCUGCUGAGCGCCUGCGACCACUUCGAGGAGAUCGUGGCCACCGACUACCUGGCCGUGAACCGGGAGGAGCUGGGGCGCUGGGCGCGGGGGGAGCCCGGCACCUUCGACUGGAGCCCCUUCAUCCAGCACGUCUGCAAGAUCGAGGGACGCGGGGAGCCGUGGCAGGAGAAGGAACGCCGGCUCCGUUCCCGGCUGCGGCGGAUCCUGCCCAUCGACGUGCACCGCCCGGACCCGCUGGGGUCCCCGCUGCGCCCCCCGGCAGACGCGCUGCUCUCCGCCUUCUGCCUGGAGGCCGUGAGCCCGGACCGCGCGGCUUUCACCCGCGCCCUGACCCACGUGGGGACGUUGCUGCGCCCGGGGGGGCACGUUCUGCUGCUGGGGGCUCUGGGCGAGUCCUUCUACCUGGCGGGGCCCGCCCGGCUGCCCGUGGUGCCGCUGGACGCGGGGGCGGUGCGGGAGGCGGUGGCCUCGGCCGGGCUGGGGCUGCGGGAGCUGCGGGUCUACGCGAUGCCCCCCGCGCUGCGAACCCCCGUGGACGACGUGGACGGGGUCUUCUUCGCCCACGCGCAGAAGCCGCCGGAAGCCUGAGGGACCCCCCACUACCCCGCACCCCGAAAGAUGGAUUCGGUGCCCCCCCUGUCUCUCCACACACCCCCCGACCCCGGCUCCUGCCCCUCAAUAAAGCCCCAGCUGCAGCA
Molecule: messenger RNA, 1919 nt
Organism: Apus apus (common swift)
Lineage: Eukaryota; Metazoa; Chordata; Aves; Apodiformes; Apodidae
Gene: PNMT
Product: phenylethanolamine N-methyltransferase
Exons: 3
Coding region: 1012-1809 (265 amino acids)
Cellular component (GO): cytosol
Molecular function (GO): phenylethanolamine N-methyltransferase activity
Source: RefSeq, a predicted model, not a curated record